Ziziphus jujuba (common jujube) is the source of this 1376-nucleotide messenger RNA. RefSeq lists its product as uncharacterized. Bases 455 to 928 code for a protein of 157 amino acids. Gene Ontology annotation, cellular component: endoplasmic reticulum membrane. NCBI's taxonomy places the organism in Eukaryota, Viridiplantae, Streptophyta, Magnoliopsida, Rosales, Rhamnaceae. Gene Ontology annotation, biological process: negative regulation of ceramide biosynthetic process; intracellular sphingolipid homeostasis; ceramide metabolic process. The transcript has 3 exons. The record is from RefSeq and is a predicted model, not a curated record.
UAAACUGUCAGGACGUCGCCGUUUAGCUCCCGCCAAUAUCAAUUUCCUUUUUCUCCAUUUUUGCUGAAAAAAAAAAAAAAAAGUAAAAAUUGCAUUUUUGGAGAUUGUUUUUGGGGGCUAGAAGUUGUAGUUAACAGUUGUGAUUGUGGUUGGGUUAAUUAGGGAUUAGUUUCAUCGUCAAUCGAGCUCACCAUCAUUAACCCCACGAACAGAAAGAUACAGAAAACCAAUCAAAAGCACUGUGUUCUUUUCUGUUUUUUAAUUCUUGGUUUUUGGGUUUUGCGUCGAAACCCAUCAAAUCCACAAUCGCCGAACUCUACAAUCCACCCCCUGCAUAAACUUUGAGCUUAUCCUAGUCAAAAAUCCCAUCUGGGAAAUUUUUAAUUUUAUAAUUUUGAUUUCGAACCGUAAGUUUCUUUGAAUCAGAACCCAGAAAUUUGUGGGUUUUUUCUGAAUGGCGAAUCUGUACGUGAAGGCGGUGCCACCGGCGGAUCUGAACAGGAAUACGGAGUGGUUCAUGUACCCAGGGGUGUGGACCACCUACAUCCUCAUCCUCUUCUUCUCUUGGCUUCUUGUCUUGUCCGUCUUGGGCUGUUCUCCUGGCAUGGCUUGGACCAUCGUCAACCUCUCUCACUUCGUUGUCACUUAUCACUUCUUCCACUGGAAGAAAGGAACUCCAUUUGCAGAUGACCAGGGGAUCUACAAUGGAUUGACUUGGUGGGAGCAGAUUGACAGUGGAAAGCAGCUUACCCGCAACAGGAAGUUCUUAACAGUUGUACCUGUGGUUCUGUACUUGAUAGCGUCACACACAACUGACUACCAACACCCAAUGCUCUUUUUCAACACUGUUGCAGUGAUGGUGCUGGUGAUUGCCAAGUUUCCCAACAUGCACAAGGUCCGGAUCUUUGGGAUCAAUGCAGAUAAGUGAAUUAUGCUUUACAAAAAAAUUAAAAAUAAAAAAAUAAAAAAAUGGACGGUUUUAAUUGACUUGUUGAAAGAGCCUGUGAUACUUCACUCGUUGUGGUGGAAAAGUUAUAUAUAUAUCUCUCUCUCUCGCUGUAUAGAAGUUGGGACUGGAAGGAUAUUCAAAUAUGUAAUGCUUUUUAUUUGUGCUGACUGCUUUCGAAACUGUCUCCUCGUUGAUGAUGACGGAAUAAUUGUAUUGAGCUAUUUUUGUACAGUAGAGAAAUUUUAUGUAUCUGGUGUAGCACGGUUAUAUUGGGAGGAGUCUUCACAUAUUUUGACUCGGUUUCUUUUCAUAAUUUCCUUGUGUGAGAUGGUUUUCCGCUCUGUAAACCUCGAAUUUGUAGACUUUCAACCUUUUCAAAAGGCUAUUAACAAUAUGGAGAGUGGAAGGUACUUGGAGUUUUUUGUUA